Entamoeba dispar SAW760 is the source of this 2793-nucleotide messenger RNA. RefSeq lists its product as uncharacterized. The record is from RefSeq and is a predicted model, not a curated record. The transcript has a single exon. Gene Ontology annotation, biological process: protein export from nucleus. NCBI's taxonomy places the organism in Eukaryota, Evosea, Mastigamoebida, Endamoebidae. The coding region runs from base 1 to 2793 and encodes 930 amino acids. Gene Ontology annotation, molecular function: nuclear export signal receptor activity.
AUGGAGGAAAUCAUAAGAGACUUUUUUAAAGGAAGAAACAUUCAAAACAAUCAACAGGCCAUCAACAACUUCAUUAGUUCUGGUGAUGGACUAAAUUGGGCAAUGAAUAAUAUUAAAAAUGAAGACAAAGUAUUUUCUUGGUUUAGUUUGACUGUGAUUGAUCAUUGGGUCUGUAUGAAACCACAACAAAUACCAUUAGAACAAAUGCAAAAUAAAUUGUUAGAGACAUUAGAAUAUUAUUAUUCAAUAGGAAGUAGGGAAGCGUCAAAUAAAAUUGCAGUACUAUUAUGUGCUGUUAGUAGAUGGACAUUUAAUGGGAAAACUAUAUGUUCAGAUAUUGCUAAUUUAAUUCAUAAUGAAGCAACAACUGGAAUAGCUAUUUUAUUAUACUCAUUUAUUGCUGAAGAAUAUAGAACUGUUGCUAAAAAAUAUCAUGUUCCUAGUAAACGUAUUCAAUGGAUUAAAACUACGUUUGAACAAGAGGCCAAUGAUGUAGUAAAGAUUUUGGUGAAUUUAGUUAUUCAAAAUAGAGUAGAUGCAUUAGUUUCAUUAAGUAAAUAUGUUGGAUGGGUUUCUACAGAUACUUUAAUAGCAUCUAAUUUCUUUGUUGUUUUAGAGAAAACAAUUGUAACACCAUCAAUGAUAAAGCCAUCAUUGGAUUGUCUCACAGAAUACCUUCAAACAAAUAAAAUACCAUCAAAUCCACAAUUUCAUAUAUCAGUUAUGGCACUAACACUAAAUCUUUUAAAACAACCUGAUGUUCCAGCACAACCAGCUUUAUAUCUUUUAAUGAAAACGUUUUCUGUGUGUGUUCCAAGAAUUCCAUUUGAUGACUCUUUAUUAGAAAUACCAAGAACAUUAAAUAGUUUUAUUGCUUCACAUACAAAUGAUUUUACAACUGUUUCUAUGUGGUUUGAAGCAUGGGGAGCACUUUUUGAUUCAUGUAUUGCAGAUUCUUUAUGUGUUGCAGAUGAAUUUGGUCCAAUAGCACAAGAAUGUUGUAAAACAAUAUUGCCAUUAUUAUUUUGUUCGACAUAUAAUCAGAUUGAAUUGUUGGAUACUUCUAAAGUAGGAGAUGAACAAAGUGAAUUUGAAGUUUUUAUAUUUAGUGCAUAUCAAGUUUUAAUGAGUCUAAUUGAUUUUCAAGGGCAAUACGUUCUUCCAUUGAUAUUAGAAGCAAUGAAUCAUUCAUUUGAAAUAAUAAUGAGUAAACAACCACAGUUAUAUACAGAAGGUGAUGUAUGUGAUAUUGCAACUACAUGUAACUUAUUUUUAGAAAUACACUCUAAUCUAAUUUAUAAAAUAGAGAACUUAGAACAGCUUCAAAGUAUGUACUCACCAUUGUUUAAAAUAUUAAAUAUCCUUCCUCAAAUAACUAAUGAUGAUGCAAAUACUGUUGCAAUUAAAUUAAAUUCAGCAAUAAGAACUCUUUUCUCGUGCUUACAUGAAUAUGAAUCACAAAUAACCAAUCAAUAUAUUAACCAAUUAAUAAUUCAAUUUAUUCAAAUAGCAACAGCGUGUAGUAAUAUUGAAGUAUCAAGUAAAGUAAUAGAUUUAUUAUUUGAAUUAAUUCUUGCAUGUAGACCUGAGGUAUAUCAAGUUCCAAUUGUUCAAGAAAUAUUAAGGAAUAGUACAUCAUUUGUUAAUAAGUUCCCUAUGGUAUUAAGAAAGUACGUCAUAUCUGGAAUAAGUGAUAUUAUAGUAUUACCUAUGCCUGAUAGCAUUUUUAAACAAGCCAGUUAUGAACAAAAUGCAAAUGGAUAUAAACUUCUUAUUGAAGAAAAUGUUAUUCAACCAAUAGUACAAUGUUUCCAAACAAAUACAUUUAAUAAUUAUCGAGACCUUUGUAAAACAAUUCAAAUAAUUGUUAAAAAUAAAGAAGAUCUCAAUAACUUAAAUAAACAAAUGAUUUUAUUACCAUUAAAUCCUUUAAUGAAUGAUAUUUUACCAAAAACACUUCCUGUUAUGAAUAUAGAAUUAUUGCAUUAUACAUUAACAUUAUAUUAUAAUAUAUUAAUUCAAUUACAUAGUGCUAUGGAUGAACAAAGUGUAGGUAAUAUUAUUGAAAUAUUAUUUAAAAUAUUUGAUGGUAAAAUUUCAAUGAUAAUUGAGGAAAAUGAAAGACACAGCAAUUCAUCAUUAUGUUUAUUUAUUAAAAUAUUAUCUUUCUUUGUUAAAGAAUGGAGGUAUAGAAAUAAAAAUAAAUCAAAUACAUUAUAUGUUUCUAUCCUUAUGAAAUCUUAUUCAUUAAUAACAGUUGAUAUGGUAAAUAAUAUGAACACAAAAACAAUUGGUAAUGCAAUUUUUAGAGAAGGGUAUUUAUUAUUUUUCCGUAUUUCUGACGUUUAUUUUGAAGAAUUAUCAAAGAACUAUCAAUUCUUUGGAGUGAUAAAUCAAAUGAUAUUACAAGGAUUUUCAUUAUCAGAUAUUGAAUUAGUGAAGUUGAUAAUAGAAAAUGUUCUUGAAUUAAAUAUGAAUAAGAAAUUAUUUAUUCAUCCUACAUUUAAAGCUAAUACUAUCACUUUUUGUAUUCAAUUAUUAAAUAUUUUAAUUAAAAAUGAACAUUCACAAGAAGAAACUAUUGAUUUAUUAUAUAAUAUUCUUGAUGCUGAUGUUCCUUCUUUAUUACAAUCAUUUAAUAUUGUUCUUCAUUCAUUCUUCCAACAAAAUCCACAACUAACUGAACAACAGAAAAAUGAUACUAUGCAAUUAUUUACUAAAGCAAUAGAUUUACCGACAUUCUCCUUUGCAAUUCAACAGUUCGUAAAUGAUAUGAAUUGUUACUUUAAUUGA